Molecule: messenger RNA, 1851 nt
Organism: Carassius gibelio (silver crucian carp)
Lineage: Eukaryota; Metazoa; Chordata; Actinopteri; Cypriniformes; Cyprinidae
Product: gap junction beta-7 protein-like
Exons: 2
Coding region: 129-902 (257 amino acids)
Biological process (GO): cell communication
Cellular component (GO): connexin complex
Source: RefSeq, a predicted model, not a curated record
GGCACUUACACCAGGUGUGUUUGACUAUCAAAUAACAGAGAAGCUGCUCUCGGUGCAUUUCCAGUCUGUCAGCAGCAGCCGAAGACCAAGAGCAGAAGAGAAUCAGACUGCAUGAAAGCCGAUGAAACAUGAACUGGGCGUUCCUGGAGAAUGUGUUGAGCGGGGUGAACAAGUACUCGACUGUGGUGGGACGGGUCUGGCUCUCCAUCCUCUUCGUCUUCCGCAUCCUGGUGUACGUGGCCGCCGCCGAGCAGGUGUGGAAGGACGAGUUCAAAGACGUCGUCUGCAACACACAGCAGCCGGGCUGCGAGCAGGUGUGCUUCGACCGCUUCUUCCCCAUCUCUCAAGUGCGGUUAUGGGCCAUUCAGCUGAUCACGGUGUCCACCCCGUCGCUGCUGGUGGCUCUGCACGUGGCUUACAGGGAGCACAGAGAGAGCAAGUACAAGAGGAAGCUGUACCAGGACAAGGGCAGCCUCGACGGAGGACUGUUCUUCACCUACAUCACCAGUCUCAUCCUCAAGACGUCCUUCGAGGUGGCCACUCUGCUGGCUUUCUACUUCCUGUACAGCGGCUUCCACGUUCCCCGCUUGCUCCGGUGUGACGAGAGCCCCUGUCCCAACACCGUGGACUGCUACAUCGCAAAAGCCACCGAGAAGAAAAUCUUCCUUUACAUCAUGGGCUGUACGUCUAUACUGUGCAUUGUUCUGAAUGUGUUGGAGAUGAUGUAUAUCAUAUGGAAGCAGUGCUGGAAGUGCUUCAGUAAGAGGUACGCUCCUGUGCACGAGAGACGGCCUCCGUCCACGCUCACUCUCGGCUCACCGCCGCCGCUAGACACGUCUAAAGAGGAAGGACUUCAUUCUGCACCGGCUGGAAGGGAAAGCCCAAAGCUCGCUGCUGCGUGAACGCUUGGGAUAUUUCCAUGUGUGCUACACCAGUUCUUCUCCACUGAUGUCACAGACAGCAAGGCAUCACAAGAACAAACUACAGUCACGUAGAGCUAUGUUAACAGAGCACACAGCUGUAGGAACUUUCAAAGAGGAAGAGCAAAACACUUCUCAUAUCUUUUGUUAUACUGUACUCAAAUUAGAUGUCAACGUGCCCUGAUCCUCACAAACCAUCAACAAAACUGCACUAUAUAGCAACAUACGACCCAGAUGACAUUAAAUACAGGUUCAUUUGAAAUGAGGGUAAGUUUGUCAAACACAGUAUGUUUAAGAAACUGUUGACUUUUACUAUUUUUAUCAAACCUGUCUGUUUCAUUAUUAUUAAGAGAGUCAUGUUGAUCAUUUUGCAUAUAUUUUUUUUCAUGGUAAUGUUAAUAUUUUUAUUUAAUAAAUAAUUGUGGUACUGUCCAAUUACAAAACCAGAUUAGGACCGUUCGGUUAAAUCGUAUAGACCCACUUCAUUUUAUUAACUUUCUAUGUACUUCUAAAUUAAUCAUUUGAUACAAUGCACUUAUUGUGUACUUGCAUUGACCGUUAAUCCUAACCGUACCUAAUCAUGCCCCUAACUUAAACCGUAUUACACCUCAAUAAAGGGUUUUGCAAUUCAACAGGAACAUAAGUACACUUUACCAAACAAUUCAUUAUUUUUUAUCUAAGUACAUAAUAGUUGGUCAAAGACACCUAAUAUAAAGUGGAACCAACUGUAUUUAUGUGGACUGUUUCUUUUACAUGUCUAAAAUAAAUAACCUUGUCAGAUAUCCAAGGUGGAUCAGUGUGUUAUUAAAAAGUAAGUGGCUUGAGAACAGAAAGAAAAACUAAAUGACUACAUCUUUAAAAGCAUUUACCACUAUGUCCUGACAUAUUCAGUCAAUGUCAACAAAUAAUCAACCAUUUUUGUUUCCAUGUA